Molecule: messenger RNA, 1734 nt
Organism: Amorphotheca resinae ATCC 22711
Lineage: Eukaryota; Fungi; Ascomycota; Leotiomycetes; Helotiales; Amorphothecaceae
Exons: 5
Coding region: 1-1734 (577 amino acids)
Biological process (GO): mRNA processing
Cellular component (GO): commitment complex; nuclear speck; nucleus
Molecular function (GO): poly-pyrimidine tract binding; pre-mRNA 3'-splice site binding
Source: RefSeq, a predicted model, not a curated record
AUGCCUCCUUCAUCGACAAAACCCAUACAACGAGAUGGAACUACUACUGACAAUGCAGGAUCAACAGAUACUGGUCGUCAUGGAUCAUCCAGAGAUUACCCUUCUUCGCGCGAUGAUCGACGGGACCGGGAGCGAGGCAGCGACAGGCGGCGUUCACGUUCCCCAGGACAUCGAGGAUCACGGCCUUCUCGUCGCGAUGGCGAAGUAGACUCUUAUUCUUCUAGCCGCGACUAUAGGGAGCGAGAACGUGAGGAUAGAUACUCGGGUAGAGACAGACGCGGCGGCGGAGAUAGGGAAUGGGACAGAGAUCGAGGUUCUUCACGACGCGAUGCAAGAAGAGACGACGACGAUAGACCACCCAGGAGAGACAGAGAUCUGUUUGAUGAUCGAAGAGGUGGAGGCGGACGACGCGGUGAUAGGCGUGAUGGCGGGUUUGGAGGUAGAGGUGACCUGGAUCGCAAGAAGAGCGCAAGUCCUCCACCAAAGAAGAGGGAGCCAACACCAGACUUGACAGACGUCGUCCCAAUUCUUGAGCGCAAGAGGAGAUUGACCCAGUGGGAUAUAAAACCUCCUGGGUAUGAAAAUGUUACAGCAGAGCAAGCCAAACUUUCUGGCAUGUUUCCACUACCUGGUGCUCCAAGACAGCAACCCAUGGACCCGAGCAAGCUCCAGGCCUUCAUGUCACAGCCAAGUGGCUCAGUCACAAAUGCAGCACUCAAACCUUCCAAUUCUCGACAAGCAAAACGUCUUCUGGUCCACAAUCUCCCUCCCGCGGUGACCGAUGAAAGCAUAGUCAAUUUCUUCAACCUCCAACUAAACGGACUCAAUGUUAUUGAGGGAUCAGACCCGUGUAUUAGCGCUCAGAUCUCGAAGGAUCGAUCAUUUGCUUUAUUGGAGUUCAAGACGCCUUCAGAUGCGACUGUUGCGUUGGCACUUGAUGGAAUCACCAUGGAAGAUGGCGAUCACUCGACAGUAAACGGGGUAGCUAAUGGCGAUACGAAAGGACUUUCCAUCCGACGCCCGAAGGACUACAUUGUUCCAGCAGCCUCUGACGAGACACCGCACGAGCCUGGUGUCAUUUCAAACGUCGUACCUGACACACAGAACAAGAUCAGCAUCUCUAAUAUUCCACUUUAUCUCACGGAUGAGCAAGUCACUGAACUCUUGGUCUCGUUCGGUGAAUUGAAGGCUUUUGUUCUAGUCAAGGAUAGCAGUACCGAAGAGUCACGAGGCAUUGCUUUCUGCGAAUACGCUGAUGCUGCGGCCGCAACAGACAUUGCUGUGGAGGGGUUGAACGGUAUGGAGCUUGGAGAUAAGCAUCUUAAGGUUCAACGAGCGAGCAUCGGCCUUACCCAAGUGUCUGGUCUUGAAAUGGGCGUCAAUGCUAUGUCCAUGCUUGCCGGUACAACCUCGGCAGGCCUGGAGGGGAGCAGAGUGUUGCAAUUGCUCAACAUGGUAACUCCUGAAGAGCUCAUAGACAACGAAGACUAUGAAGAAAUCCAAGAAGACGUAAGAGAAGAGUGCGAGAAGUUUGGCAAGGUCUUGGACAUGAAGAUUCCGAGACCGACUGGUGGAAGUAGGCAAUCGAAUGGAGUUGGCAAGAUCUACGUCAAAUUUGAUACUCCAGAAUCAGCGGGCAAAGCUUUGCGGGCCCUAGCUGGCAGGAAGUUUGCAGAUCGUACUGUUGUAACGACGUACUUUUCAGAGGAAAACUUCGAAGUUUCUGCUUGGUAA